UUUUCUUGUGUAAUGUCAAAUCCCCAAUUUGUUGACAAUGACGUUAGUUUGUGUACAUAUUUUGGAGCCUGGAUAUAGUUCGGAGUAGAUUUCGAUUAAUAUUUUUCAUAUCAGUUUUUUUAAAUUAAGAACCCCAGAAAUGGACGUCGAAGCUAAAAUUAAGGAGGAUAUGAGGGCACUUGGCUGUACCAACGAAGAGAAGAUAUCUCUUGCUUAUCAUUUGUAUAUUUAUUUGGUUGAUGAACGUCUCAUGUACGAUACUGAAUAUUGUUACAAUAAAGAUAUAGAUACUUUGUACAUCGUGGCCAGACCAAAUAAAUUACAUAAAAUAAACAUAUACGUACCCGUUCCUUGUUCAUUCGACUUGAGUUUUUCCUAUAUAGGAAUGUUACAAGAAAACCUAUGCACUGUAGAGACUGGCCCGGCAGUGAACUUAGCAUUUAUUGAAGAAGAUUUUACGGUGAAUAUUUACACAAUAACAAAACGACUAGAAUCUCGCCAGAGCGAAGAAAAUACAGCACAGUUGAGGAUGAAAGAAGACAAGCGGACAUUUAUCAACAGUGAACUCAAAAAGAAUAGGGAUAAUAUAUUAAGGGAUGCUUUAGAUGGAGGCGUAGUUGAUGAUGAUGACUGUCAAAUAAUAGACUGAAUGUGAAUGCAUAAUAUAACAAGGCUAGACCUAAAUUUUUAAAAUCACUUAAUUGUAAUAUUCUCACCCUGUAUAUUUAUUUCAUGAGUUUAUCUACAUGUACUCUGUACAAGUGAGACAGCUUAGUUGAUUCAUCAUCAGUGUGUUUUGGGAGUUUUAUUUAACUGUAUUUACACUAACAUUAUUAUGACAAUACUUUUGUUUUUUUUUUUGUUUAUAGCAUUUUCACACAAAAACCACUGGACCGAUUACAAAAACUCCAUCACACCAUUAGAAAGCUCCAACUUCACAGUGUGAUAUAGGCUAUACAUGAACCACAGCCGAAUAGCUACUUAUUAAUAGGAAUAAUGUUUACUUGUAUUGUUAAUGCCUUGUCUGAAAGGUAGAGAGUCUCAGUUGGAAACAUAUUUUAGUUACAACUAAGUUUGUUACUGCAUUUUCAAUCUUCACUGAACAUAGUGAGAACACAGAGGUUCCACACUUGAGAUAUUUCUUGAUAAAUGUAUCGUUACUAAUAUUAUAAAGCUGAAGAUUUGUUUGCUUGUUUGUUUGUAUGCAUUAAUCUCAGAAACUACUGGUCCGAUUUGAAAAAUUCAGUGUUAGAUAGCCUAUUUAUUGAGGAAGGCUAUAGGCUAUAUAAUUUUUUAAAUUGGUCUGGUGGUUUCUGUGUGAAAAAGUUACACCAUACAAUAAUACAAAAGUUUUCUCUUUCCUUAAAGUCCAUGUGAGUUUGUUUGCACACUUAAAUCAGGACCUAUUGGAUUGAUUUUAAAAAUUAUUUGUUGAUUCACCAUGGACAUGCAGGUACCAUGGGUGAGGCUGGACCACUAAUAUUAGUGUAUAUUCUUCUCAUUACUUUUCAUAAGUAACUUGAAAAAUUAUGCUGCAUGUAAUGUAGUGGCUUUCAAAUUAAUCAGUUUGUCUCUGUUAUUAUCUAAAGUUAUUACUUGAAAAUACAAGUUUUUAAUAAUACUUAAAUUAAUGCUCUCGUGUUGUCCCUAUUAGUUAUAUAGCAUAUGUAUAAAAUAAGUUAUAUCAUCUUCUAUACUAAGUCAUAAACCACAUAUACCCCAGCCGAGCAGGGGCUAUAGUUAAGUUAUUUAAAUAAUUAAUUCAUAAUGCUUUGUAAAUAUUUUCAUAUGACAAAAUUUUUUAUAACUCUUAUUGUAAUGAUGGAACCUUCUCGUUUAAGACUUGUUUUCAAACUAAAAAACAAUUAGUUAGCAAUUGUGGUGAUUUUUAUAUUGUUUAAAUGU
Molecule: messenger RNA, 1905 nt
Organism: Zerene cesonia (dogface butterfly)
Lineage: Eukaryota; Metazoa; Arthropoda; Insecta; Lepidoptera; Pieridae
Exons: 1
Coding region: 140-649 (169 amino acids)
Biological process (GO): tRNA splicing, via endonucleolytic cleavage and ligation
Molecular function (GO): nucleic acid binding
Source: RefSeq, a predicted model, not a curated record